Molecule: messenger RNA, 6768 nt
Organism: Periconia digitata
Lineage: Eukaryota; Fungi; Ascomycota; Dothideomycetes; Pleosporales; Periconiaceae
Source: the annotation of a GenBank genome assembly
UGCCCGCGCGCCCACAGUAGUGCUAUGCCUGGCUGGAGACCGCUCCCGCGAAUCGCAUUCGCAGUAUGCAUAUAUCCCUUCCAGCCCACAUCGACUGCCGACCUUCCGCUUGAAAUUGGCGACGAGCUGUACAUAAUCGAGCAAGGAGGGAAGGAUGGUGCCUGGUACCGUGGCUACUUGGUUGCGCCGCCCUCUCUGCUGGCCGGCUUGACCAGCGUCAAGGGCCAGACCCUCGAGGCACGCGUCUUCUCCGGCAUCUUCCCUCGCUGCUGCGUCGAUGUGCGUGAGGUUCUGGGUGAGGGAAAGACCACACCCACCCUCCCCGACGGGCCUGAGCUGUCACCCCCACCGUCCGAAACUCAUGGCGACCAUGUCAACGGCCAUGCCACCAAUGGCCACGCCUUCACCCCUUCGGACAGCCCCAACGCAUCGCCCUCGGCAGCUGCAAAGUCCAGCUCACAGCAUGCCAGAAGAGCAUCCAAGACAGACUCGGUUUCCGUCCUGCCAUCCUCAGCGGGCCGACCCCUUUCGCGGCGGAAAUCCACCAAGAAGCGCGCUGGCAGCCAGGGCUCCCAAUGGACUGCCCGUUCCGACCAUCUGCAACAGCUCGCCCUGCCCCUCUCGCCCGUUUCCCCCCUCCCGCGCGACCCAAACGUCCCCCGACCGCUUGCCCCCGUGCCUAUGCUCAAGAUCGGUGAUGAGACGCCCACGUCGGCUCAAGAGCCAUUGGUCGACGAGAUUGCAUCCUGUCUGAGAGAAUGGCAUUCCACCAAACUGCACGAGCUGUUGCUGGCUAGGAAAUACAGUGCCUUGGACAAGAUGUCGGCCCUCGUCACUCGCCUGGAUACUGCCCGACGGCAGCUGUUGCACAAGGUCCUGACUGCAAAGGAACUCGAGAGAGUGCGUGAAGCGACCGUCUGGGACUUGGUUGCAGGAAACAAAAUGCUGUCCGGAGAUGUCAUCGUGCGCAAUCCUUCUCAGCGUGGUCGGAUACUGACGGGGGACGAUUCUGCCAUCGAGAUCACCAAGCUACAAUCUAUGAUGAGUUUGCUGGAAGGCCGACCUGUCCCUCACGUGGACGAGCACAAGAUGCAUCAUCUAUAUGUAAACCUGAAGCAGAUUGUGGGCGAUGUGACACAAGGAAACCCCCAAGUGAGCAUGCAUCUUUGUGUCAAAGUCCCAGGCGAGGCACCAGUGCCGCUGUCGGAAGCAUACUCCUUCGAUCUUACCGCUCGCGACGGUUCGCCGGUACCUUUCUCCAGUGACAAACUUCGGGCAUUGUUUGUGGACCUGAGCUCGACGGAUAUUGGCGAAGGAGCCGGUUCUGGCUCCAGCUUAUAUCUUGUCUUCAAACUCCUGACAAACGAACCGGCAAUUCAUUCCAGCACAGCCGACAAGAACAUUGCAAAAGAGUUCAACCCCACCAACGGGACUAGCAUACAAGCGUCGCAAUUUGGGAGUCUCAAAGGCCGCCGAAGUGCCAUGUUUGGCUCCAAACGUAAAGAAGCAAACCAUUCCUCCAACGGGUCCACCGAAAUACGCGCCGGAAGCAUUGACGCCACUCGGGACAAGGGGUCUGACAGUCGCCCCGGAACCAGCAUGACCAAGGUCAAAAGCAAUCCAAAAGACCAGAAAACAUUGAAAAGGGCGGUAGCAGCUGGCAUUCUACGAGUAGAUCAGCUCAUGCAGAGUCAGGCGGAAAUCGAACAGGCCGUGACUCUCUGGAGUGUUUCUGGAUCGCACGAUGAAGUGGCUGAGGAAGAGGCGGGUUGGGAGGACAUCCUCUACGAAAUCUACCCGAGUGCGAGCGGACGAUACAGAAAGCAUCCGCAGAUGAAUCGUGUAUCAGUCCAUCUGAAAGCAUUUGCUGAUCCUGAUGCGGAAUCGUUGAUAGAGAAAACUCCAACUCUUCUCCACAAUAUUCGACAGACACGCAAGAUCGGGUUUUCGGGAGCACCAACAAAACCCCGAAGCGAUAUCUACCUUACACUAGUCGAAGCCUUCAUGCCCCGGAGUUGCCUCCUUUCGCACCCUAAGACCGGGACGAUACCCCUUGCAGUUACGUCCCCAAUGAACAACUUACAGUUGACUAUUGAAGUCCGGAAGGCCUCUGGCGAACGAAUUGAAGGCUGCAUAUACCCAUCGACUAACAGUGCCGGACACACAGCAUGGCGAACCACUGCUGUAGAACGAGGCGAAAAGUGGAAUCACACAAUUCGACUGGCCAUUGAACCCGAAGAUGUUCCUGGCUCACACAUAGUAAUGAGCGUAGCUGACGCGCCCGAAUUCCCGUUCGCGUUGUGCUGGAUGCCUUUGUGGGAGAAUAAUGCUUUUGUACGAGACAGCGGAAAGACACUCUGCAUGUACCAAUACGACCAAUACACUUCGAGCAUGAUCAAAGGCAAAGGAGCGUAUCUCGGUCUACCCUGGAGCAUCAAGAAAGGGGACGACCAAGUCAUGGGACCGGUGGCCCAGUUACAUCUGCACACAUAUCUUUGCAGCACCAAAUACUCACAAGAUCCUGACCUACUCGGCCUUUUAAGAUGGAAAGAGCAAGCAGGCAACGAACUGGUAGGGCUACUGAAAAGGUUCCGCUACGUCCCAGAGAUCGAGAUUGUAAAACUUCUGAAUGAAGUUUUUGAUGCGCUUUUCGAGGUUCUAGUAGAAUAUGCCGGCAGUGACGAGUAUGAGGAUCUAGUGUUCAACGCUAUUGUGAUUGUUUUGGGCAUCGUCCAUGAUCGUCGGUUCAAUCUGGGGCCUCUCGUGGAUCAAUACGCCGAAACAAAAUUCAACUAUCCGUUUGCAACUGCCUGCUUGGUACGAAGUUACACUCGACUCUUGACCAGCCCUUCGGACCCCGAGUCGUCGCGACGCCUCCGAGCCACUUUCAAGGUCGGAAGACAUAUUCUCAAGUUCAUCAUCAAUGCACGGCAGCAACAAAAAGAGAAGGAAGCCGGCAUCGGAAUCACAACAAGGCAGCCUACGUUCACGAAAGAUCUACACUCGAUAUUCAAGUCGCUGGACCUUCUCAUGAGCAACCCAUCUGCGGUGUUGAUUGGAACAAAGACGAUAUUGGUUCAGAACUUCCACACAUGGCUACCGGAACUCUCGCCUUCGAUGUCAUCCACAGAGAUCUUGAGGUUGACUUCAAGUUUCGUGGAAUCGUGCUCUUCUGUGCAGGGCAAGUUGGUACUGUAUAAACUGUUGCUGAUUCAUCAUCUCACCGAUUUGAGUAUCUUCAAGGAACCAGACAUUCGACGUGUACUCCUCUCAAGCACGGUCAAAUGGCUUGCGCCGCAUUGGGGUAGUGUUGAGACGGUCACUGAUCAAUGGAAGGAUCAAGUAAGACUCUGUUGUUCGGUAGUCGCUUCUCAAGUGGAAGAGCUUGGGCAAGAAGCGUGCGAGUACUUUCCAAAACUGGUGGAAUCGUACCGAUGCAUUCAAUCCACGUCCAGACCAGCGAAGAACAGCCUUUCACUUCUGUUCCCUACAUCAUACCCAUUUCCUUCGCGGCCUACCACAACACAGACUGUUUUCGAUGAAGCUCUCGUUGAGAUCUCAGCAGUGCUCUCGGCAAUGUCCAAUCUCCCAUCCAUCAUCCACCUCGAUUGGCCCAAAGAUGACAUUGAGAGUUUCUUGCUCUCUACCUUGCAAGUGUACAUGUCGAUACUCGAUGGCGAAGCAUUCCCAAGCUCGUGGUUGAGUGUACACAUCUUCCAUCAUAAAGCUACGAUGCGUACAUUAGAAAAACUGUCCAGUAUCCUAAUGGACUCAUUCCUUCCUCACCCGGACGAAGCGGAUCAAUUCAGUACCGAUCUGUGGCGUGCCUUUUUCGAUACUCUGUUGAAACUCGUCGGCAGUGAUGCGUUGGCGCUGGAGACCUUUCCAGAGCAGAAGCGUCGUGCGGUAUGGAAGAUUGCUGGAGAUGUUCGCGAGUUGGGAGCAGAUUUGCUACAGCGCAGCUGGGAGGCUAUUGGAUGGGAGACGAGCCCAGACGACAAGAAACAGUAUGGCUUGGAGAAGAUGGGUGGUUUCCAAGUGCAAUACGUCCCAGGCUUAGUAGCACCUAUCGUAGAGUUGUGCCUAAGUGUCCACGAAGGCCUGCGAAGCGUUGCUAUUGAAGUACUGCAAACCAUGAUAGUCAGCGAGUGGACCCUGAGCGAAGACCUCUCAUUGAUUCAGGCCGAGAUGAUCGAUUGCCUUGAUCAUCUUUUCAAGUCGAAACAUCUUACUGAAGCUGUUCUGCAAAAGAGCUUUAUCAAGGAACUCAUCGACCUAUUCGAGCCCUUGGCUCACGACCCGGACGACCCUUUGUUCCUUGCAGUCAAAGAUCUCAUAACGACCCUAGACGAGCUGCUUGAUCUACUGGUUGCCGUCCAUAGCGCAGAGGCUGCUGGCGAAACAUUUCAUAUAAUGGAUACCCUCCAUUUGAUGGAAUUCCUCAAGGACAUGCAAAAGGAGGAUAUAUAUAUUCGCUACGUGCACCAGCUCGUUGAGCUUCAAACUAACGCUCAGAACUUCACAGAGGCUGGAUUAGCACUUCGAUUGCAUGCCGAACUCUACGAAUGGGACCCUACCAAUGUUGUUGAUCCACUUGUCGAACCGGACUUCCCAGCACAGACAUCAUUCGAACGGAAGGAGCAACUGUAUUUCCAGAUGAUCGAAAACUACGAAAGCGGACAGUCAUGGGGUGACGCGCUCGGCACAUACCAGGAGCUUGCGACGCAAUAUGAGCAUAAUAUUUUCGAUUUCGCGAAGUUGGCCAGAACGCAACAUGCAAUGGCAAAAAUCUAUGAGAGAAUUUCGAAGGGCGACCGACUUAACCACAGAUACUUCAGAGUCGUUUACACUGGAUUGGGAUUUCCAGUCAGUCUGCGGGACAAACAGUUCAUCUUCGAAGGGUCACCGUACGACAGACUGGCCACAUUCAUCGACAGAAUGCAGCAGCAACAUCCCGCUGCCCAGAUCCUGUCUAGCGGAAUGGAACAAGACGUCGAAGGCCAGUAUCUGCAGAUAUUUCCUGUGAGCCCACAGAAGGACCUUGCGCAUCCAAUCUACCAACGUGCCAAGGUUGUACAAGCCAUCCGUGAUCAUUACCUUCUCUCAAGGCCCAGCAUAUUCACCUCCGCGUCACGCCGCGCAGCCUCCGAGAGGUCGUCUGACGAAGCCACGAUCGAGAAGACAGUAUAUACAACGUCAGAAACGUUCCCUACGAUACUUCGUAGAAGCGAGAUCGUUGGAGUGGCAACCGUGAAAUUGUCACCGCUGCAAAAUGCUAUCGAACGGACGAAUCGCAAAACCAUCGAGCUCUCUGCCCUCGAGAAGAAAGCUACAACCGGAGAGAGCUCAAUCUUCACCACGUUGACUCAAGAGCUGAUGUUUGCCGUCGACACCACUCAAGAUUCGAGCGUUGCAAAUUACCAUUCACUACUUCCUGAACCCCUUCGGAAUUCCGUUGGUUCGAUUGAAGAGCUGGACAAACCCCACGAUGUCAUUGUCCUAGAGAAUGCACUCAAGGUUGCACUGACGGAUUAUGCUCUGACCAUUCGACGCUGUCUAACGCUGUACACAAGGCCUGCCCAGCAUGCUACCAAGGCAGAUCUUACACAACGACUUGAAAAUGCGUUUAGCCAAGAGUUGGCUCAUCUCGCACCAGCUAUGCUGCCAGCACUACCACGUUCACCCACUGGGUCGUGGCUUGCAGCGGCAACGUCUCCUUCGCGCAACGUAACUCCACCAAACAAUACCCCACAGAUCAAUGGCGGGGCAAGAGUGAAUUCGCCUGUUCCUGAGCCACGACCGACUCGCCAGGACAAGAAACGAUUGAGCCUUAGCUUUUUCAAUAAAGCUGACGACGAGGCGACGAAGCCAGACAAGGACAAAGAGCGCGAUACCUCCACUACCGCAUCAUCUCGCAGCCACAGUAAAGACACAGCCAAGAAUCGUCUGAGCUUGAGUCUCCUCAACGCCACCUCUCCGACUCCUGAGGCUUUGCCUACUUUCCCAAACUCGAUGAGCCAGCACAGCCUUGCAUUGGCACAGAGCCGGGGCCAGAGCAUCGAUGGUCGACCGCAGACUGGCAAAAGCACUAAGAGCGCAAAGAGUGAUAAAACCAUCCAACAGAGCAUGGGAAACAGCAUGAAGAAGCGGCUUAGUUUCAUGAGUAUGGGAAAGAAGAAGAGCAAAACCAGUUUCAAAGGUCGCCUCGAUGGUGCUCUAGCUGAGGAGUAAAGGGCAUUUGAUCUUCUUUCCUCUGCUGACUCCCCUUCGGUCAUCAACGUUCCUUCUUUUUCUUCUUUGUUCUUAUUCCCCUUCGCGCAGUCCAGCGGUACAUAUGUUUAGCCGUACUAAUACUCGUUAUUUUGUAUUUCGGCUUCGGAUGCAUUUCGAGAAGGUCGGAUUCAUACGGACUUUCUUCUUCUAUACCUGGUCACAUCGAAAAGGUUCUUUAUUCUUCUCUUUCUCUGUCUCCUUUUAAUACCUUCAAAUAUCUUCUUCAUUUUGUACAUGCUCCAGGGCGGGGCCGGAAUACCAGUGGGAAAACUGAUGGAGAUGGGUUGGGUAUACCAGUCUGAUGAGUUCGGGUUAGGCGGGUUGCGAAUGAUAUUUAGCUUGGAGCAGGUGGGAACACGAAGGGUGGUGAAAGUCGUUUGGAAUUUGUUCCCACGGUUUGAUCACAUUUUGGAUAUUGGAGGUCACGCCGCGGAUCUUGUUCUUCUUGUUUAUCUGUAUUAUCAUCGUUGCCAUAUUCUCUCUUCUGGCUACAUG